This is a messenger RNA of Penicillium pulvis, 1674 nucleotides long. Its product is annotated as putative GABA permease. Gene Ontology annotation, cellular component: membrane. NCBI's taxonomy places the organism in Eukaryota, Fungi, Ascomycota, Eurotiomycetes, Eurotiales, Aspergillaceae. Gene Ontology annotation, molecular function: transmembrane transporter activity. The transcript has 5 exons. Bases 37 to 1659 code for a protein of 540 amino acids. Gene Ontology annotation, biological process: transmembrane transport. The record is from RefSeq and is a predicted model, not a curated record.
CUUGAUUUCGAUCCCGUUGUCUAUACCAAGGUCAUCAUGGUGGAUGUAAAGAAAUCUAUUGAUGCGAGGCCGUCAACGCCUGUUGAGCAUGGAGCUAUUGUUGGAACAGAUUCUCCAGCUGGGGACACAGAGUUACUGGCGACUCUGGGUUACAAGCAAGAACUCCGCCGCCACUACUCUACUGUCCAAAUCUUCGCCGUCGCCUUCAGCAUUAUGGGUCUCCUUCCUUCCAUCGCAUCAACCCUUGCCUUCUCAAUGCCCGCAGGUCCCGUCGGUAUGGUCUGGGGCUGGCUGGUAGCAAGUUGUUUUAUUUUCAUUGUCAGUCUCGCAAUGGCUGAUAUGGCUUCCGCCAUGCCUACAGCCGGUGGUCUAUAUUUCUGGACACAUUACUACUCCGCUGAAAAAUGGAAAAACCCACUCAGUUUUGUGGUGGGGUAUAGUAAUACCAUUGGAUUGAUCGGCGGUAUUUGCUCAAUUGAUUAUGGGUUCGCCAACAUGCUUCUCUCCAUGAUCUCCAUCGCGCGUGAUGGGAAUUGGUCCGCUUCUCGUCCUGUUAUCUACGGAACGUAUGUCGCCACCGUAUGCGCGCAUGGAUUUAUGGCUACAUUCUUUGGACGGGUCAUGCCGAAGAUUCAGUCUGUGUGUAUUUUUUUGAAUAUUGGACUCGUCGUUGCGACCGUUAUUGCGCUUCCUAUUGGGAAGCAUGAGAACGCGCCGCCGGUUAACUCGGGCGGGUAUGUUUUCGGUAAGGUUGAGAAUCUUACUACUUGGCCUGCUGGGUGGUCGUUCAUGUUGGCGUGGUUGUCGCCUAUCUGGACCAUCGGUGCGUUUGAUUCUUGUGUCCAUAUGAGUGAAGAGGCGACUCAUGCGGCAAGGGCUGUGCCGCUGGGCAUCAUUGCUUCGUCUGGACUGUGUGGAAUCCUUGGGUUUGUGUGCUUGGCGGUUAUUGCGGCCAGUAUGGAUACGAACAUCGAAGCGAUCUUGGACUCGAAGUUUGGCCAGCCUAUGGCUCAGAUCUACUACGAUGCUCUUGGAAAGCAAGGUGCCCUUGGCUUUAUGGCUGUGGUGGCAUCCGUCCAGUUCUUCAUGGGAUUGAGCAUUGUCCUGGCCGCGUCCCGACAAAGCUGGGCAUUCUCCCGUGAUGGCGCCCUUCCCUUUUCAUCAUUCUUCCGCAAAGUCAGCCAACACAAAUUUAUGCGCUACCAACCUGUUAACAUGAUCUGUGGCGUGGUCUUCAUCUCGGUCUUGAUCGGUCUCUUAUCCCUAAUCGACGCCGCCGCUGCCAAUGCUCUGUUCUCGCUCGCUGUCGCCGCUAAUGACCUCUCAUGGUUAACCCCCAUCUUGGCACGUCUCGUCUGGGGCGGAGAUCGCUUUGUGCCUGGCGAGUUCUAUACUGGGAAAUACCUCAGUAAGCCCAUUGCAUGGGUUGCAGUUAUUUACAUGAUCUUCGCCAUUAUACUCUGCAUGUUCCCGACUGAAGGACCAAACCCGAAUUCCGAGAAUAUGAACUAUACUGUUGUUAUCAAUGGAGCUCUUUGGCUUGGCUCUGCCCUUUACUAUGUACUUCAUGCAAGAAAGACCUUCACAGGUCCUCAGAGUACGGUUGGACCGGAGGAUGAGGGUAAGAUGGCUGAAGCGAAGGUGGAGUCGGAACAAUAGACUACGACUAAGGGG